Molecule: messenger RNA, 549 nt
Organism: Gigantopelta aegis
Lineage: Eukaryota; Metazoa; Mollusca; Gastropoda; Neomphalida; Peltospiridae
Product: integumentary mucin C.1-like
Exons: 3
Coding region: 1-549 (182 amino acids)
Source: RefSeq, a predicted model, not a curated record
AUGUCUGUCACCUCCACCAGCAACCACAGAGUCACCAACAACUACCACAACGACACCGCUACCUACCACCACGUCACCGCUACCUACGACCACGUCACCGCUACCUACCACCGCGUCACCGCUACCAAUGACCACGUCACCGCUACCUACAACCACGUCACCGCUACCUACCACCACGUCACCGCUACCUACGACCACGUCACAACUACCUACGACCACGUCCCACUACCUACGACCACGUCACAAAUACCUACAACCACGUCACCGCUACCUACCACCACGUCACAACUACCUACCACCACGUCACCACAACCAGAUAGGGCUGAAAGGGCUGAAACGGGUAGGAAAUUGGGAACUCGACUACUCAAGUUGAAUUACUCGACGAGUACUCGUCUGCAGUUCGCCAAGCGACCGGGGGUCAGGUGGACGUCAGGUGUGACAUCACCACGCCAGAACCAGAGCAGUGACGGCACGAACACGAUCGACUCACCAGCCGGGGGUCAGGUGGACGUCAGGUGUGACAUGACCACGCCAGAACCAGAGCAGUGA